AGCGCGAAAGGGGAGGGGACAGCUAGGAAGGCAGGAAGCUGCGGCUUAAAAGAGCAGUCCGCUCCGGGCCCUUCUUCCCUUCCCCGGUCCUGGAGCUUCGCACAUCUCCUAUCCUUUGCGGUCUCCGCCCCGCCGCCAUGUACCGCUGCCUGGGCGAAGCGCUUUUGCUUUCUCGUGUCGGGCCCGCAGCCCUGGGCUCAGCGGCAGCCGACUCCGCUGCGCUGCUGGGCCGGGCCCGCGGGCAGCCCGCCGCCGCCGCCGCCGCUCCGCAGCCGGGGCUCGCGCUGCCCUCCAGACGACACUACAGUGAAGCAGCGGCUGACCACGAAGACGACCCCAACUUCUUCAAGAUGGUGGAGGGCUUCUUCGACCGCGGUGCCAGCAUCGUGGAGGACAAGCUGGUGGAGGACCUCAAGACCCGGGAGAGUGAGGAGCAGAAGCGGAACCGGGUGCGCGGCAUCCUGCGGAUCAUCAAGCCCUGCAACCAUGUGCUGAGCUUGUCCUUCCCCAUCCGGCGCGACAACGGCUCCUGGGAGGUCAUCGAAGGCUACCGAGCCCAACACAGCCAGCACCGCACACCCUGCAAGGGAGGUAUUCGAUACAGCACUGAUGUGAGUGUAGAUGAAGUAAAAGCUUUGGCCUCUCUGAUGACAUAUAAGUGUGCUGUAGUUGAUGUGCCAUUUGGGGGUGCCAAAGCUGGUGUUAAGAUCAAUCCCAAAAACUAUACUGAUAAUGAAUUGGAAAAGAUCACAAGAAGGUUCACCAUGGAACUAGCUAAGAAGGGGUUUAUUGGUCCUGGCAUUGACGUGCCUGCCCCAGACAUGAGCACAGGCGAACGGGAGAUGUCCUGGAUUGCUGACACCUAUGCAAGCACCAUAGGGCACUAUGAUAUUAAUGCCCAUGCCUGUGUCACUGGUAAGCCCAUAAGUCAGGGUGGAAUCCAUGGACGGAUCUCUGCUACCGGCCGGGGAGUUUUCCAUGGGAUUGAAAACUUCAUCAAUGAAGCUUCUUACAUGAGCAUUUUAGGAAUGACACCAGGAUUUGGGGAUAAAACAUUUGUUGUUCAGGGAUUUGGUAAUGUGGGCCUGCACUCGAUGAGAUAUUUGCAUCGCUUUGGUGCUAAAUGUGUCGGUGUUGGUGAAUCUGAUGGGAGCAUAUGGAAUCCAGAUGGUAUUGACCCAAAGGAACUGGAAGACUUCAAAUUGCAACAUGGAUCAAUCCUGGGCUUCCCCAAGGCAAAGCUUUAUGAAGGGAGCAUCUUAGAGGCCGACUGUGAUAUACUGAUCCCUGCUGCCAGUGAGAAGCAGCUGACCAAGUCCAAUGCACCCAGAAUCAAAGCCAAGAUCAUUGCUGAAGGUGCCAAUGGACCAACAACUCCAGAAGCUGAUAAGAUUUUUCUGGAGAGGAACAUUAUGGUUAUUCCAGAUCUCUACCUGAAUGCUGGAGGAGUGACAGUGUCUUACUUUGAAUGGCUAAAGAACCUAAAUCAUGUCAGCUAUGGCCGUUUGACCUUCAAAUAUGAAAGGGACUCUAACUACCACUUGCUCAUGUCUGUUCAAGAGAGUCUGGAAAGAAAGUUUGGAAAGCAUGGUGGAACUAUCCCUGUUGUGCCCACAGCAGAGUUCCAGGACAGGAUAUCGGGGGCAUCCGAGAAAGACAUCGUGCACUCUGGUUUAGCUUACACUAUGGAGCGCUCAGCCCGGCAAAUCAUGCGCACAGCCAUGAAGUAUAACCUGGGAUUGGACCUGAGAACAGCUGCCUAUGUCAAUGCCAUUGAGAAAGUCUUCAGGGUGUACAAUGAAGCCGGUGUGACCUUCACAUAGAUGGAUUGUAGCUGACUUCUUCACUACCCUCUUCACCUCUUCAUCUGUAGACCUAUCACAAGUUUACAUGUAACCACAGAGAUCUCUUUCUCUCAUUACUUAUCAGAUAAUGUACACCAUUCUCAACAAGUCAAUCCAAAUAAGCCCCUUAAGAAAAAAGAAAUUAAGGUUAGGGAAUUAUGUACAAAGCUGCCAGUAAAUGCCAGAGAGAUAUUUGGGUAUUUUGCCUUUAAAUAAAAAGUCUCUCUAUCUGGCUACACUGCCUUGCUUCACGGCUGCUUCCCCACUGUGCUUUGGCCAGGAAAGCACCUAUAGUCAAAGAGUGGUCAGCAGCUUGUUGCUUCAGCUCUGGACAAGUCUGAGAUGUGCUGUAACUUUGACAGGUUUAAGAAGCAGGUUUGUGGCACUUUCAGGAUAUAGCAUGGUCCUCAAGUGAGUUAUUGGCAUUUUAUAUCAGCAAAAAAACUAUAGAUUGCAAACAAAAAUAAAAGCUGUUUCUCUAUUCUUUUAGAUUAAAUUAAGUACAUACUGUUGUAAUAAAAUUGCCUUUAAUCACUUAAUAAGCCUAACCGUGACUCAAGCAGUGAAUGCCUAUAAACAUAAUGAAUGAAAAAAGCUAGUAUUUUUAUAACAUAAGACAAUAUCAUUUAUAGCUUAUCAAUAGUAUAUUGUCCAGCAAAACAAAAAGGCCAGUGGCAAAUUAAGUUAUCUUCAUACGUAAUCAUUGAAUAGCAAAUGAUGGAAGCUAUUUUGUUAAGACUGUUGGAAUUUACUAACCACAAUUAUGACAUAUAGUCCAAAGAAUGCAGUAACCUCAUCAUCAUGUUAAUUAACUGUUCUCUUUUGAAAAUCUGUGUUGACUGAUCACACAAUAAUUCAAAUAGAGUGUCCCAGGAAAAAAAACACUUGGGCUCCCUCUUUGGAAUCUGACUGGCGUCUCUGAGUGUUACCCUUAAUGGCCCCACUUGUCCCAACUUUGUGUCUUUGCUCAGGGGCCUCACAUUAUGCACACAGCUUCAUUAACAGCAGCCUGAAAACAACCUGGGCCAGAGUGUUGUAUUUUGCCAGGGCCUUUUGAAUAGUAGUGUCCCAAUGAAGUGCUAAGAUAUUAUUUAUGUAAGAAUGAGCUUUUUUCUUUAACAAUAAUACCCUAUCAGAAAUUUCUAACUACUUUGUAACUGCAUGACUUAACCUGGUGAUAAAAGCAGUUAUUAAAAGUCUACCUUUUCCAAA
Messenger RNA from Phyllostomus hastatus (greater spear-nosed bat), 3056 nucleotides. It is a transcript of the gene GLUD1, whose product is annotated as glutamate dehydrogenase 1. The record is from RefSeq and is a predicted model, not a curated record. Gene Ontology annotation, biological process: L-glutamate catabolic process. The transcript has 12 exons. Gene Ontology annotation, cellular component: mitochondrion. Lineage: Eukaryota; Metazoa; Chordata; Mammalia; Chiroptera; Phyllostomidae. The coding region runs from base 138 to 1823 and encodes 561 amino acids. Gene Ontology annotation, molecular function: L-glutamate dehydrogenase (NAD+) activity.